This is a messenger RNA of Homo sapiens (human), 8011 nucleotides long. It is a transcript of the gene EMC8, whose product is annotated as ER membrane protein complex subunit 8. The record is from RefSeq and is a predicted model, not a curated record. The transcript has 6 exons. Lineage: Eukaryota; Metazoa; Chordata; Mammalia; Primates; Hominidae. Gene Ontology annotation, cellular component: endoplasmic reticulum membrane; EMC complex. The coding region runs from base 6451 to 6927 and encodes 158 amino acids.
CUCUUCGUGGACUGCAUCCCCCUCUUCCACGGCACCCUGGCCCUCGCCCCCAUGCUGGAGGUGGCUCUCACCCUGGUAAGCGCGGAAAGGGCCCCUUCCCCUUGCAGGCAGCCUGGCCUCCCCUCAGUCAGCAGAGAGGAAGCUGGCCCAGCGGUCGCCCUCCAGCAGGCUCCUAGGACCCGCUCCCUAGGGUUGCCGUGGCCAGGAAUGGGGUGAUCCACGAUGGCGCUUGGGUCUUGGCGCUGAAUAAAUAGCGUCCCGUAGUAGCAGCGACUUUAACCGUCGUGGAUGCUUUUAGAGGCACUUUAAGGCGACGAGUUAUACGUUAGUUUCCUGAAAUCAGUAGCCUUUGUAGAAACAAGUCAUCGUUCACUUGGUGGGGAUUCGACAGAGUUUCCCUUGAGGAUUUCGAGUUGCAGGAAGUGUUCACGUUGUUGGGACAUUAAUCGCUAGGAUUUGGUUCUUCGCACCUUCGCAGAGCCGAUUCCUUAUCUGGCAAAGUGUAAAUGCUUCUUUGGCUGUCGGUACUCGGGCACCCCGGAGCUCAGACACUUGUAGAAAGGUAGUUGCAUGGUCAGAUCUGUGUGAUGCAUCUUAGGCCUGGCUCCCCUUGAUUGAAUGUGCCUGAGCUUUGUGUAAAGAGAAUUUGUUCCCGUUAAUGGUUAACAACUUAUCUAGAAUGUUUCCAUGGCUUUUAAAAGCUAAAGAAUUUCUGUGGGGCCGGGCGCGGUGGCUGACCCCUGUAAUCCUAGCACUUUGGGAGGCCGAGGCAGGCGGAUCACCUGAGGUCAGAAGUUUGAGACCAGCCUGACCAACAUGGUGAAACCCCUUCUCUACUAAAAAUACAAAACUUAGCCGGGCGUGGUGGCGGGCGCCUGUCAUCCCAGCCACUCGGGAGGCUGAGGCAAGAGAAUCGCUUGAACCCAGGAGGCAGAGGUUGCAGUGAGCCGAGAUCACGCCACUGCACUCCAGCCUGGGUGACAGAGCAAGACUCCGUCUCAAAAAAAAAAAAAAAAAAAAAAAAACGAAUUUCUGUGACAUUAAACAGCAGGAGCAGACGAUCUGUCCAACACGCUUUUAUGUUUUUGUUUGCAAUGACAGCUUUAUUGAAGUACAGUGGGAAAAAAGAUGUAGCAUGCAGGUAGACUAGUUGGUAAGUGAAUUUUAGGCAGUAGCUUUUCAGUUCCGGUGAUCAAUGAAGGGAAAAAGACCAUCUAUAAAUUCCAUCGAGUUGUUAAAACCUGAAGGAAAAGUAAACUGUAGCUUCAGACCUGCAUACCUGAGCUGAGGUGCUGUUUGUUUUUCAUUUAAGAAUAAACUGUGAUGCUAAAAAAUAGUAGCUAAUUGAUGUAAGAAGUAGCUAAGCUUGAGAAGGUGUAAGUAGAAUUUCUUUAUCUGUGUCCCUCCUCCACCAAGUAAAACGAAGCCAUUUCAUAAUCUACCAUUUAUAACUUAACUAAUUAUGACACCCAAGUCAGUUCUGGGCAAGCAAGAAGUAUCUCUGGGCAAAGAGUCCUGGCGUAAGGUUCCUGGGCACAUCUUUGAGUGCCUGUUAAAGUUAAACUUCAUAUCAUUUCCGGGUAGGAUUCAGAUGAUUAUAAUACUUAGAUGAUAUUUAUAAAACUAAGUAUUUUAGCUCUUGAAGAUAUCUGCUGUCAUUACUGAAACACCACUGGGGAGUGUGUGUGUGUGUUUUAAUCCAGGUCUUUCCAACCAUCUUUUUGUUUUUUUGAGAUGGAGUUUCGCUCUUGUCACCCAGCCUGGAGUGCAAUGGCAUGAUCUCGGCUCACUGCAACUUCCACCUCCCAGAUUCAGGUGAUUCUUCUGCUUCAGCCUCCCAGGUAGCUGGGAUUUCAGGCGUCCACCACCACACCCAGCUAAUUUUUGUAUUUUUAGUAGAGAUGGGGUUUCACUGUGUUGACCAGGCUGGUCUUGAACUCCUUACCUCAAGUAAUACGGCCACCUCCGCAUCCCAAAGUGCUGGGAUUCCAGGCAUGAGCCACUGCGCUCAGCCUUUCCAACCAUCUUAAUUGUUCUGUUGUCAAGAGAAUUAUUGGAUCUGUGAAAUGCAUUGACUUGCAGGGAGCUAGAUUCAUCAGUAGCAUUUAUGCGGGAUUAUUCACUUUUCUAAUAAAUGUUUUUGAGUAUCUGCUUUGUGCCAGGCCCGUGCUGAGGAGGGAUAUGGCUGUGGAUGAAACACAGUACCUGCUUAGCACUUGAAGGUGCAGCAAGCCAGCAAGCACAGCACCUAAACCUCACAGGCGGAGCUUAGUAAAAAAGUGGCAAGGGAUUCGAGAGAAGUCAGCCAGCCUAGGCUUGGGCAAUCAGGGCAGUCAGGUUGCCCAGAGAAAGGAACAUGCAGGCAGCGGGCCAGCCUUUGACCCUCAGGAGGUGGGGGAUGGAGGGAGAACAUUCAAGGGACCAGCAUGUGCAAAGAGCAGGAGAAAAUAGUGGGCGGGAGAGGAGAGCGAGUGGGGGAGUUUGGAGAGAGCAAUAGGAUGGAGUGUAAAGGGGCAGCGGGCAGAGAGAGUUGAGUGGUGGACAGAUUGCUUUGUAGUGACCUUGUAGAUCAUGCAGAGGCAUUUGGGCACCAUCCUGAGGACAGAGGGAAGCCACUGGAGGAGAGUUGCGUGAUCAGAUCAGUGCCUUCGAGUGAUGGCCCCAGCCUGCAGCAGAAAGGAUGCUGGAGACAGGAGUACACCCAAGACUAGAGGCAGGGAGGUGGCAAAACUGAGUGCAGCAUGGGUACGGAGAAGGGGACAGAAGAGAGAGCAGGUGGGAGAAUCCACAGGUCUUGGUGACUAAUCGUGCAUGGACCUAGGGGAAAAGGAAGUAAGGGUGUUACCUAGGUUCCUGGCUUGUGCGCUGGGACGAUGGUGCACUGGUGCCAUUUGUUGAGGGAAGAGGCAGAGAAACAGGUCUGGAGGGGAGGUGAUUACUUCUGUUUGGGGUAUGUUAAGUUUGAGAUGUUCAAAUGAAGAAGUCCUAGGUUGAAAGGUGAAGAAUGGGUCUGAGUACAGAGACCAGAGAUGGAUGUAGAUUGAGAACCAGUGGUGUGCCGGUGACUUCUGAAGCCAUGAGAGCAGGUCUUAGCACUUGAGGACUGCGUAGGGAAAAGCUCUCCAACCGCGUGUGUCCUCUGCUCUCACCGCCAACAGUCAACACAGAAGAAGACUUGUGUGACCGGAUGUAUAGGAGUUUCCCCACACACCAAGCAGCGGCCACCAGCUAGGUGUCUCCGCAUUCUGUUCUGACACUGCCUACCUGGAGAUAGUGUCAGAGCCCACGGGUUGAGGGCUCAGCAGCAAGUCCAGGCUCUGGAACCUCUGACCCACCAGCUUCAAGGUGGGGUUUCCAUGGCUUCCUGUUUGGAUUUGAUUAAUUUGCUGGAGCAACUCACAGAGCUCAGGGAAAACCUUAUGUUUAUGGGUUUAUUAUACAGGACACUGCAAAGGAUACAGAUGAAGAGACACAUAGGGCGAGGUAUGGGAAAGGGGCAUGGAAGCUCCCCGUCCUCUUGGGUUUUUAUGGGAGCUUCAUGACAUCAGCAUUCCUUCCCCCGAGGUCUAGGGGGGACCCUCUCCUGGAGGUCUUAAGACCCACCGUCAGAAAGGCGGAGAGGGAACAGUGGAGUGGAAGGAGGGCAGGAGAAGGUGGGGUCCUAGCGCCCCUGAGGCUCACGCACCUGGCAUUCUAUCAAAAGACUAACCAGGGCCGUGAGGAGCCAGGAACGGGGAGGAAAACCAGUGUCUCUCAUCACACCCCAGGAACGUGGCUUGGGGCACUCUGGCUUUUAUGGGUUGAGUGGAGGAGGAGUCACAGAGCAACUGAGGACCAGCCCAGGAGUGGGAGAAGAAGGUGUGGUGGCUGCUGGCCAUGUAAAAUCCUGUCAGAAACUUCUAGGAGCUUCUUGAAGACAAACUUGAACCUCAUUUGGAAUGUCAGAUGUUGCUUAUUCUUCUCAUUCUUAAGUAACCUUGACAGAGUUAAACACUUCUGUUCCGACUAUGGGAUGUGAAUGCAGUACUUGACAGAGUUAAACACUUCUGUUCCGACUAUGGGAUAUGAAUGCAGUACUUGACAGAGUUAAACCCAGGAACUAUAAACAACUGCAUUCAAGUCACCUGUACAUGAAUUUUCCACGGGGGAGCAGGGCUGCCUCCCAAACCACUUACCAGGGAGGAAAGAUGCCCAGAGGGGACAGUGACUGCCUGCUACCUGAGCGUGAGAGGGCACCGGGCACCGCAGGGGCCCACUCUGACCUUGCUCCCGCGCCUCAUUCCUAGUUACAGUCUGCACUGUAGACAUCCAGCCUCCAGCACCUCCCCCCACCACAUGAGUCCCCAUCCAGCAAGUAAGGUCCACACUUGACUCCCUGCGGUAACUACUCUUCAGCAGUGAAAACAAGCAGCAAGUUUUGCCAGGCAAUAGUUAUUUAUACUGACUUUUCCGAGAUGGAGUCUCACUCUGUCACCCAGGCUGGAGUGCAGUGGAGCGAUGUCGGCUCGCUGCAACCUUGGCCUCUCAGGUUCAAGCGAUUCUCCCGCCUCAGCCUCCCAAGUAGCUGGUACUACCAGCGCACACCGCCACGCACGGCUGAUUUCUUUUUUAUUUUAGUAGACAAGGUUUCACCGUGUCACCCAGGCGGGUCUCGAUCUCCUGAGCUCAGGCAGUCCGCUCGCCUCGCCCUCCCAAAGUGCUAGGAUUACAGACGUGAGUCACCGCACUCAGCCCUGACUUUUCUCAUAUUCACAAAAACUCAUUCCCUCAGCAGUGGGCAAAUAUGAAAAAGACAGCAAUCCAGUGCCCAUGAAAUAACUUUCAGAGGAAAGUUACAGGGGAAAAUUUGCAGCUGGAGUCCAUCCACAAAUUUUGUACUUCAGUUAAGCUAUUAAAUUUAUAUUAUUCACUUUUUGACUUAGUGACUUCCUAACCUGAAGGCAAUGAAAACUCUCAGUGUUUAGAGCCAUAGUUUAUGAGGUUAUCAGCCAUAGAAGAUGCAGUUUUCACAAAGCAUCUAAAUCCAUGCAGCUGUGUAAAUGAGGCCUUGUUCUCAUGGCUCUGUUCCAUUCAGAGAGCUUCCUAUUGGAAUUGUUUUUGAUAAAGGGGAAAGACCAUAGACUGUCUAUCAAAGGACAACAUUAGAUUCCUUUGAAAGGCUUUUCAUUAUUUUCCAUUAAAAAAAUCCUUGCAUUUGUGCAUGCUUUUUGCAUGCUUUUUAUGUUUUUUUAAGUACUUACGCCUAUUAACUUAUUUAUCCUUAUAACCCUUUGACGUAGGUAGUGAAGGAAUUAUUCCUAAUAGCAGAAACCCAUAAAAUGUUAGUAUGGAAAUUAGCUUGAACCCGCUUCUCUAAUCCCUUUCUGCCCUUUUCCCCUUGUUGAUUUCUAGUGCGGUGGAGUAGCUUUCUGUUACAUUCUGCGCAGAUGACUUGCUGGCUUGCUCACUGGCCUCAUCACCAUGAUUUCAGGCUAGAAUUCUUGCUGUGGCCUCCAUGUGGGCCUGUCCUCUGCUCCUCUGCACGGCGGCUGCCCUGGAGCUCUCCCAUGCCCCUACUCCCUCCUGCCCUUUGUUCAUCUCCAGAACAUUCACGUGCCACCUUGGGGAUGGGGAGAGGGAUGCUGUGGUUCCCCCUUUGAGUUCUUCCCCCUGAACUUCACCCUCUAUCUCGGUCCCAUUGACCUCCCAAGCUCUUCUUUCAUGGUUCCCACUCCUUCUCAUUCCAUAGAAAGAUCAGCAGCUGACUUGAGAAGGAACUUUCCUUCUCAGUGAAAAUAACAGUUGCUCUACUUCUGAACUCCAAGGCCUACUUUUUGCUGCAGAUAGGAAGGCUCAGCAGGUUACCCUCAUCUUGUUGAUGCACAUCAGGGUGUGGGGUGUCGUACAGCGAAGCAGGGACAUGGAAAUGGAUUCAUUGGGAACAGAGGUUGAGUGGCUUCUCGGCUGUGCCUUGUCUUGCCUCGCUUCGGAGGAAGCUAGUUGCCUUGACUCCUAGCUGCCACUUAGAUCCACCGCAGCUUUUCAUGCAGGAGCCAUUUGGGCUGAGGGCAGGAUCCUGCAGCCACUGGAGACCUGGCUGCCACACCCACACCUACACCACCAGCAAGCCCCAUCCUCUUCCCCCAGCCCACUCCACUCCAGGGCACUCUCACCUGAUGCCUAGUUCCAGAUUCCGGACUGUCACAGGAAACUACCCUUAUUAGAACUCAUCCACCCUGCCGCUGUGAGUGCUGAGGCUUGGCCGAGUCUCCGUUCCUCCCUUCGAGUUCUCCAUUCCUCAGUUGGUGAACGGGCUGUGUGCACCCCUCAUAGCCAUCCAUACAGCUAACUUGGUUAUUCUCAUGUGUGUCAUUCAAAAGUUCUAAAUUCUAAAGCCAGGCCAGAGCUUUUGUGACCUGGUUCGCUUUAAGGGCAACCUCUUCAAAGAGGUUCUACUUAAAGUUCCAGGUCAUGACAUUUUUCUGCUGGAAUUUGGUUGGGCCCUUGGAGUUUUCUUACAGGAAUUUGUCCCUCAGCAGGCAAAAUAUUGAUUCAUGGUGCAAAGAUCAUAGCUACGUGAUUGCUGGUUAUUAUCAAGCUAAUGAGCGAGUAAAGGAUGCCAGUCCAAACCAGGUUGCAGAGAAGGUGGCCUCCAGAAUCGCCGAGGGCUUCAGCGACACUGCGCUCAUCAUGGUAGACAACACCAAGUUUACGAUGGACUGCGUAGCGCCUACGAUCCACGUGUACGAGCACCAUGAGAACAGAUGGCGGUGCAGAGACCCACACCAUGACUACUGUGAAGACUGGCCAGAGGCACAGAGGAUCUCAGCCUCGCUCCUGGACAGCCGGUCCUACGAGACGCUCGUGGAUUUCGAUAACCACCUGGAUGACAUUCGGAAUGACUGGACAAACCCAGAGAUCAAUAAAGCUGUCCUACACUUGUGCUAGGCAGGCACCGCUGUGACUGGGCUCCGGGCCUUUCCACUACGUUGAAGAAGAAAACCUAUUUUUAAAUGUAAAUAAAAUAUCUUGUAGCCUGUGUGGAAAGCUGACCGUUUUAAGAAGUGGCAUGUGCCUUGAAAGGGGGCAGAAUGUUCAGUCGGUCGUGUUUUUAACACAGAGUCUCUAGAAGAGGUGCAGACAUCCCGUCUGACUGUCCCUGUGGACUCUCUCAGUUGUAUGUUGCUAUAAUCCUCCAAAUCAAAGCUCUUUCUGCUUGUGCAAGAUUGUUCCUAUUAAACAGUUUUAACUAACCUUUUAUAAUCUGGAGAGAAUACUUUUUAAGGCUUUUGAACUAUCUUUUUUUAAAAAAAAAAAAAAAAGCCCACAUCUUAUACUCCAAUGAGUGUGUUUGUGAGUUUUUAUCCUGUUUGAAUUUUGAUGUCGUCCAGGCGUCCUGGGAUCAGGGUAGACACGUGGAGUGCUGGUGCUGAGCUGUUUGAGAAGCUCUGUGUGGGUGUUUCUGUGGUCAGGUAGGCUGGGCUGUGAACAGCACUGCUCCACAUGGUGUCGGCUCACAGAGCCACCGCAACUCUGCCCAGCGGGAGUGACACCACUGAUGCCACAGAAGCCUUUAUCGUUAGGGGCAAAAGCAGACAUCUCUGGUAGCAGGAGCUCAGUGUGGUGCUCUUCAGCCACGCAGAAAGCUCACGUGCCUGCAGGGCCAGGAAAGGGAAAUGAUCGUUUCUUUUGUAUUAGGAAAAACAAGACUUAGACUUCCCGAGUUGUGCAGAGUGACGUCUGUACUUUUUAUACUUAGAACAUUUGGUCAAGUUUUGUAACCAAACCUUAGGGAAUUGAGAGGGAAACUUUAUGGUACGUUUACCUUUUUUCCUUUUUAUAUGAAUUAUUUUGUACAAAGUUCAGAGAGCGGUACCUUUCCUACUGUCUUUUCUUUGACUCCAUGGAGGAAUUUGUAACGAUCGGUGUGACCUGAAAGGGUUUGUGAUACAGCGGUCACUAUUUUCUCUUAACACAUAGGAAAAAAGUUCAGACAUCGCUACAAUAAAUGUGCUUUAUUUGAUCCACCAAA